AUGCUUGAUCUCAACCCUGGCCAACCUGAUCCUCCAUUUGAAGAGGAAACCUACAAAGUCCUGCAUGUGGUCCCUGGAAAAGGGCCUUACUACACUAUUCAAGAAGCGAUUAACGCAGCAUCCCCUGGCACUCGAAUUCAGAUAGCAUCAGCGUUAUAUAUACAAAGUAUCACCAUAAACAAGCCUGACCUGAUUCUCGAACCUCGCGAAAUCGACAGCGAAGUCCAAAUAACGUGCCCUCAAGGACCUAUAAUAACAGUUUCUUUAAAAGACGAAGAAAGCUGUACUAUAAAAGGCUUAAAACUGAUCCAUACCUCAUCCGCAGGUAAAAAAAUUGAAAGUUUCAGCAGUGCGACUGACGAAAGUUUUUUUGAUUUAUCAGAAACGCCAAAAGGAAAUGAGCAUUGGAUAAGGUCACUUAAAAUAUCGAGAAAUAUGAAUUGUGCUGUAUGAGCAGAUGGAGGGGUGACACAUCUUGAUGGCUGCAAAAUUUCGUUGACUGCUGCCAAAACUCCAUUACCAGGGGUAGUCUGUAGUAAUGGAAGCUUAAAAGUAGAAAAAUGCACAAUUAAAGGACACGGAGAAAUACCAACUGUAGGAAUUUAUAAUAAAUUAGACUUUUUGCUUAUAGAAUCUGGGAAUUUUUUAAAAAAUAAAAAAAAACCCAUAAGCAAAAUGACCAAUAUAUUAUACGUAAGUGAAGCUAAUUUAUAUUGCAGAAAAUCAAAAAUUUUUAAACAUAGAGGAGGUGGUUUAGCGUUAUAUGGGACUCCUGAUAACUCAAUUAUGGUUACAGAGAGCCAAAUCAUGAACAAUAUCAAUUGUGGGAUUUAUUGCUUCGGUGAAGAGUCAAGACCCACAAUACAAAGAUCAGUGAUUGGGAGUAACGAUGGACCAGGCAUAAAAGUGGGGCUUUAUUGUUGUGCGCAGAUUAAAGCCAAUGAAAUAAAAAAUAACGAAAAAGGAAUUGAAGUUGAUAAUGGCGACCCUUUUGUAUUUUUGAAUAUAAUAAAAUCCAAUUCUGAAGAAGGCUGCUUUAUGAAAGGCGAUAAAGAUUAUAGAUGUGAUGGAAAAAUCAUGAGUAAUGAUAUCACUGAAAAUGAUAAAGGAAUAGUCUGCUCAGGCUCAACGUGCCAUACAAAGAUAGUCGGUAAUGGCAAAAUUUCUAAUAAUAAAAAGGCUGGCGUUGAAAUAGUCAAUGGCGCCCACUGUGUGAUUUUUCGAAAUGAUAUUUUUGAGAACGGCACCCAAGGGAUUUUAUUAGUAAAAGGCUCAUCUUCACAUAUAGAAAGAAAUAGUAUUCAUAAUAACCAAAAAGCAAAUAUCGCAUUUGGAGGGUGUGAAAAUAGUGAUACCACUAUUAUAGAAAACUCGAUUUUCAGAGGAAAAAGUGAAGGAAUUUUUAAUUGCCAAGGAGGCACUUCCUGAAUCAAAAGAAACCAAAUUUAUGAGAACAGUGAUGGGAUUUUGCUUAUUGACAGUCACCCUUUUAUAACGAUGAAUUCUAUAUACGAUAACAGAAGAAGUGGGAUUAUUGUGGCUGGGAAUAGCCAGCCUAACGUCGUAGAUAAUGAAGUACUAACUCCCCCCCUUUAAAUUGGAACAAAAAAUUUUGUUCCAAUUUAAAGGGGGGUUAAUUUUUUAUAAAAAAAAAAAUUUUCAAAAACUUAUCGAAUUAGAUCAAUAAAUUUGUUUAAUAAAAUACUAUUUACUCUUUAUCCUUUAAAAUAAAGCAAGAUAUUCUAAUUGCCCGAGGAUGGCGCAAGAUAGAGCCAUCCUCUGGCAAUUACUAUAUAACUAAAUUUUCAUUAUUAGUUAAUACGCCACUAUUAAUUGGUAUCAAAAUUAUUUAUACAAAAAUUAUUAUUUUUAUUGACAAAAAACAAAUUAAAAACAAAAAUUUUUUAGAAAAUUUAUCGAUCAAAGUGCUAAUUUUGUUUAAAUAAGAUGUUAUUUAUACUCUAUUCUUUAAAAUAAAGCAAGAAAUAACUAAAUUUUAUAAAGAAUUCCUAUUGAAUUAUAUCAAAACUAUUUAAAUAAAAAAAUAUCAUUUUAUCAAAAAAAAAUAAAAUUUUUUUGAAAAAAAGAAAUUAAUUUUUUUUUUUAAAAUUUAGCAAUUAAGGAUAAUAAAUUUAUUUAAAUAAGAUACUCUUUAUACUCUCUUCUUUAAAUAAGAACAAGAUAUAACUAAAUUUUUGAUUUUAGUUAAGAAGAAACAUUUAACUUAUAUCAAAACUUUUUACAUAAAAAUUAUAUAUAUUUUUUUAUUAUAUAAAUUAAAUUUUGUUCCAAGGGGGUUAAUUUACCAAAAAAGUGGAAAUUUUACCUAUAUUUUGCUCCAAUCUAAAGGGGGGGGAGUAAGAAAUACAGCUGUAGGGAUCUGUGUAAGAGAUUUAUCGACAGGGCUGCUACUAAGAAACUACACGUUUGGAAACCUUGUACAGAUGGCUAUAAUUACAAAGACGAAAAUGAACAUUAAGCAGAUUAAGCAGGAAAAUUACAUUAAAGGAGAAGUUCAGCUUCCGCUACCGACUAUAUGUUCAUUACUAUAA
Molecule: messenger RNA, 2552 nt
Organism: Blepharisma stoltei
Lineage: Eukaryota; Ciliophora; Heterotrichea; Heterotrichida; Blepharismidae
Source: the annotation of a GenBank genome assembly